AUGGACAGAAAACUUUUUGAGUAUGCGGGUCCCCCCAAGAUAAGAGGAAAGAAAACUUUGGAGUAUGCUGUGGUCAAGAAAGAGGACAGAAAACUUUUGCAGUAUGCGUCCAAGAAAGAGGGACCAAAAAAAGAGGACAGAAACUUUGAGUAUGCGGUCAAGAAAGAGGACAGAAACUUUGAGUAUGUGAUCAAGAAAGAGGACAGAAACUUUGAGUAUGCGGUCAAGAAAGAGGACAAAUACUUUGAGUAUGCAGUCAAGAAAGAGGACAGAAAGUUUGAGUAUGCAGUUAAGAAAGAGGGCAAAACCUUUGAGUAUGCAGUCAAGAAAGAGGACAGAAACUUUGAGUAUGCGGUCAAGAAAGAGGACAGAAACUUUGAGUAUGAGUCCAAGAAAGAGGACAGAAACUUUGAGUAUGUGGUCAAGAAAGAGGACAGAAACUGA
This is a messenger RNA of Macrobrachium nipponense, 444 nucleotides long. Its product is annotated as microtubule-associated protein 1B-like. The coding region runs from base 1 to 444 and encodes 147 amino acids. The record is from RefSeq and is a predicted model, not a curated record. Lineage: Eukaryota; Metazoa; Arthropoda; Malacostraca; Decapoda; Palaemonidae. The transcript has 2 exons.